GGGCGGGAGGGAGGGGCUCUCGGGCGGGGUCGCUGGUUUCCUCGGAGGGCGCCGCCGCCGGGCCCUCUCGGACCCCCCUCUCGACGGGGAGCGGGCGGAGGAGCCGCAGGGCGCCUUCUGGGAUUAGGGGGGAGCCGCCUGCGCCCGCGGCGAUGAGGAGCGGGGGUCGGGGCCGAGUGGCGUUGCCGCCGCCGCCGCCGCCGGAGGGGAGCCGUUCCUGCGUGGGGGGCCCCAGAGCCGCAAGGAGCGCCUCGUCCCUCCCCGCUGAAUUCGCCUGCAGCCCGCCUUUCCCACCAGGCGCCUCGCGUGGUUCUCCGCUUCUCCCCUUUAGCCUCACAACAACCCCGCGAGCAGGUGAUGCUUGAGCCCCUCCUGGACUGUGUCUCCCUGGAGGAGUCCCUGGAGCAUCUGCAAGAAGCUGGUGGAGGUGGUGAUGGAGAAUUACGAGCUGGUCACUUCCCUGGGGUAUCCAGUUCUCAAACCCGAUCUCCUGUCUCGGAUUGAGCGUGCCGGAGAGCCAUGUCUUGGUGAUCAGCUGGACUCUGCCAGAGGGAUUCCACAGGACCCCUGCCCAGGCUACCGUUUUUUCAAACCCGAAGGCUUGUCUUGGUUCGAACGGUGGGAAGAGCUGGGCAUUGCAGACCGCCAGAAGGCCGAGGAAAGCAAGCUGUGCACUGGCUCCUGCCAAGGAGCGGCUGGGCGUGGCAAGGCCAUCAAGGAAGAGGAAGGCGGCCCAAAGGGCUUUGCAGCCAGUCUUGAGCGCUACCAGCUUUUUCCUGACAGCUCCCGAGCUGGGCUCUUCCUGACCCCCAACGCUGCCCAGCUGCGAGCCCAGCCCCGGGUCAAGAAAGAAGAGGUGGCCUCUUGCGAGCCGAGUCUCUGUGGUCCCGGCCGCCCGCCCCAGGGGCUGGGGUCGGGCCCCUUUGCCUGCGUGGUCUGCGGGAAGUGCUUCCGGCAGAAGCAAGGCCUCAUCACACAUGGGCGGAUCCACACCGGGGAGAAGCCCUACCCGUGCCUGGAGUGUGGCAAACGCUUCCGCCAGCGCCCCAACCUGUUGACCCACCAGCGGGUGCACACGGGCGAGCGCCCCUUCCCUUGCCUGCGCUGCGGGAAGCGCUUCAGCCAGAAGGCCAACCUGGCGGCCCACCAGCGCACCCACGCGGUCCAGGAGGGGCUCAUCAGCCCCGAGCCCAAGGCCCCCGUGCAGCGCGGGAGCCGCCAGACGGAGAAGCCAUUCCCCUGCAGCGUCUGCGGGAAGAGCUUCAGCCAGCGGCCCAACCUGAUCACCCACCAGCGCAUCCACACUGGCGAGAAGCCCUUUGCCUGCACCGAGUGCGGGAAGCGCUUCAACCAGCGGGCCAACCUGAUCACCCACCGGCGCAUCCAUUCAGGGGAGCGGCCUUUUCCCUGCGCCACCUGCGGCCGGCGCUUCAGCCAGAAGGGCAACCUCGCGGCACACCAGCGCACCCACUCGCAGCAGCGGCCCCAUGCCUGCACCUGCUGCCCCAAGCGCUUCAAGGGGGAGUCGGCUCUGCGUGCGCACCAGAGGACCCACCGGCAGGUCCUGGGGGCCGACCCCUUGUCUGGCGCCCUCCUGGCAGCCCCCAGCCUCCAGCAAGCUCUCUCUGGCGACCCUGCGACAGUCACCCACCGGGCAACCCCGGCCCCCUGCCAGGAUCUUGCUGGGGAUGCCACUCCAGGCGUCCAUCGGGCACCCUCCUCUGGCCCGCAUGGACCCCCCCAUGGGCAGAGUCUUCCUGGGGACCCCCCUCCUCCUGGUCCGCAUGCAACAGGCACCCCCACCCACCUCCAGGGAGUUGUGCCAAGUUCUGAGCAGGGGCCCAAGCUGAGCGCCCCCCCGCCAGUGAUGGAUCCCCACACCGAGAUGCUUCAUUGCCAACGCCGGCUGAGCCUGCCUGCGCUGCCCACGUCCAGCGCGCACCCCGUGGUCCCCAUGGGGCAGGCCCAGCCCGUCACUGCCAAGCAGAAGAGCCUCGCCCUCCCCCGCUCUUCCGCCAUGGAUGCCCCGAGCGAGAUGCUGCAUUGCCUCUGCCACGCCAGCCGGGCCUCCUUGGUCAUUCCUCACCCCCCACAUCUGGGGCAGCUCCAGGCGGGGAGCAGAGACACCCCUGGCCGGGCCUGGCUUGGUAUCCCCUGCCCUCCACGGGCCCUUCAACUCCAGCAGGGGGGCCAGAGCCACCCGGCUGCCCCCAACCCCAGACUGUGCUCCAUCCCGGACUCCUUGCGAUAGCUUCCCCCAAAGACGGGCGCUGUGCAAGCAAAGACUGCGAGGGGAGGGAGCAGCGCGGCUCAUGCAUGUAUCGUGGACAGGAGCCCCCUCCCUACCCUCCAGGCUGCAGGAACCCUUUGCUGGGACCCACCUGGAACCGUGGCCUCUGCUGCUCCGUCCCCUGGCAUGAGACUAGCGUGGCCGCUUGGGACGCCCGCCGGAAAAGACCUGUUCCUGCAGAAGCCUUCCUCAGAAGCAGAGUGGGCGCCUCCCUCCAGAAGCUUGCGCAGGGGGACCAUUGUGCCAAGGACGUGGCUUCUCCCCACUGACCCCCUCCUCGUCCUCCCCAACACCAUUUGUCCCCCCCACGGCCAGCAGAAGAAGGCCGGCCCACUUCAGCCGCCAGCUCUUCCUCCCCCCGCCCGGCACGUCUGGCUCUGCCAUCACGAAAGAGACAGAGACGGUCGGGGAGGGCCGGGACAGCAGCCGUGCAAGUGUGUCUGUGGAGCCCCCCAACUCCUUAGGAAAGGUGGCUAUGGAGGACAUCCCCCCCCCCACCUACUGCAUCGCAGACGUGGACUCAGUUAGCUCCGGAGCCGACAGGGACAGCAGAGGCGGUGCCCGCUCUUGCCUUCAAGCAGGUGGGCAGAAGCUAGAGCUGGGGGGGGGGGGGCUUGGCUCCCCGGGAGCCUCCCUGUCCUCAGCCAGCCUCUUGGGGCAUCUCUGUCGUGGUGCUUCAGAUGCUUGGAUUAUUCAAGUGAUGAACUUCCUUCUCGAGAGAGGAUCUGACUGUACCAGGCUGGGGCAGAGCAGUGCGGCUGCAGCCAACGGAGGAGUCGCUGCAGAAGGGGCUGUUGUGAGAGAAGUCGGCUGGCACCAAGGCCCAGCAGGGCGGAGGGCGAGCCCCGUUGCUCUUGGCUGCCUGGAGCUGCAGGAAGGAGGAUGUCGCAGGUGCCGGUGGGCUGGAAGGGGAAGGGCCGUUUGUCCUGUCAAAUGGUGCGCUGUGGCCUCAUGGGAGCGGCCAGGGACCAGGAGAGCAGCGGCCUGUGUGCUUCAAAAGCAGGGGGUGAGACUGCUGGGACACCCCAGUGGGCUGAACUCCUUGAGCUGAUGGUGAUGCCGGAAGGCAGGCCUGACCCAGGAGCGGGAGGGGAGUCGCUCUUCCAGGCACCAGGGUGUGGGGUGUCCCGCUGCUGCCGCCCCUGCUCAGCAGUGCAGAAGUUCUCCUGGCGCUCCUCUUCCUCUCCUAAGCCCCUAUUUGGCAGACAGCCUGGAAGUGUCUAAAGUGUAGAUGGGGAGAGAUGAAAGCGUUGACCAAAGAGGAGGGGGUGCCAAUGGGCUUGGGGGGGGGUGCGCCCUCUAGUCAUUCCUCUGCGUGGGCUAGCUGGGGGGAGAGCGGGUGCCUGAGGCGGCAGCAGAAGCACUUUACAAAUGUCCCCACGUUCGCAGGCAGCCCUCUUGACCCCCCCCCCCCCGGUGCAUUGUGGAUGCUGCUUUGCCUGCUCUUUCCUUGUUGCUUCGGUCCAGAAGAGUCUGUCCUUGCCUGGCGGACAGAAGCCGUCUCCGUGCGUUGGCACAGUGGGCAGCCUGCUCAGUCUUGGUGACCGCAGGAGCCCAGGAGCAGGCAGGUGCCCAACCUGCCAGUCGAGCACCUGGUGAAGCCCCUGACCGGUGGGGGGGCGGGGGGGGAAGGAGUCUGUGCCUUAAGAUCUCCGAUUCUGGGUGGUGCCAGGUGGGCCCUGGCUGAGGGUGUGGGUGGGGAAUCCUUGGCUGCAAACCAACCUGGGGCUCCAGGGCCAAGGAAGAGAUGGGCAGGGGAGGAGGAGGGUCGGCAGCCCAGAGGACAGGGUGGCAGCCGCAUCCCCACACAUCGGCUCCUGGGGGUCUGGGCAGGCAAAGAGGGACACGGCUGAGCCCAUUUCUGGUGCCCCGCUGGGAAGAGCGAGGGGGGCCAAGCGGCCCUGCUGUGCCCGAGAAGGGAGGAGGCGGAGGCUGGGCACAGACAGGCUCUCGGGCAAGCGGAGGGGUGGCCUCAGCUCUGCCAUGUUUGGGAGCAGCUCAAGUAUUUCCUGUACCCCUGGAGCAUGGGUGUCCAGCUCUGGGGCUUCGGAAGUUCACGGACUACAAUUCCCGGUUGGCCAUGCCAGCAGGGGCUGAUGGGAAUUGUAGUCCACGAACAUCUGAAGCCCCAGAGUUGGACACCCUGCUCAAGAGUUUCCUAGCUUCUGGAGGCUGGCCUCUGCUUGCCAGGGCCUUGUGGGAUGACUGACUGGGGGAAGUGCUUUGUGCCACUCAGAAGGCGACGUCCGAACAUCCGCCGGUGCCAGCCCCCUCCCUCCCGACAAGGACGAUGGAGUUGGGCUGUGCAGGUCCACAGGGCAUCCUAACAUCCCUUUGGCGCCUGGGGGGAGUGUUUGUGCCCUCCCUGCCCUGAGCCCGAAUGGUCCCUCCCGGGCCAAAUUAAGCCACCUGGGUUGUGUAAAAGCAACAGUCUGAAGCAAACCCCUCGUUUCGUUCUGACAGCGGGUGUCUGGAAACAUUUCCAGAGGCCACAUCUAUGGCCCCAGAUUAAAAUGGGGGUGGGCUCUUCCAGUUCAUGCAGCUGGGGUUUAGGACAGAGCAGCAUGUGGUCACGUCUUUCAGGACCAGCAGGAAAGUCCACCCCUGACGGUCCAGGAAGCCAGAGGCGCAGUCGUUCCACUGCUUGCUGCUUCAGCCAACCUGGGGCUGGGCGGUGGGAGGGAGGGAGGGGGGGGUUGAUUUCCAGGGACGAUGGAAUGGCCUCAGCUGCCAGCACCCCUUUCUGGAGGGAGCCGAGAGGCCACAGCUGCCCGUGGGUAAAGGAGAGCGGGGAUGCUGGGAGUCCUUUCGGGGUGGCCCAGAUGGUUGGGUGCUGCCUGGUCCUUUGGCUGGAGCUGCUGCCGGGGCGUGGCCCUGCGUUCUUCCGCAUGCCCAGCAGAGGCCCUCCCCUGGAGCUCCCCCCCCCAGGUGCUGGUGGUCCGCUGACCCCGCCUGCUCCCCCUGCAGCGUUCUGAAGUGCCCUGGCUGGGAGACGUUGAGGGUUUUGGCCUGCAGAUAAUUCUCCCUCAGGAGCUGCUGAGCCCCCUCUGGCCUGGGCGGUUGCCAUGGGUGGCAGGCAGUGAGAGCCGGAAGGCAAUUCCACUCCUUCUGCACCAAGUGAGCCCAGCGCAGCCGCCCUUCAUGCCAUCGACCCCUCCUCAAAAUGGGGGAGCCGGGAUUGGAGCAGAGGCUGCCUCCCAUGGAGCAGGGAGGGCCGCAGGGCUGGGCACUUUGCACACCUCCCCCAGUCCCGUGGCUGUCGAGGUUCCACCGGCUGGGCAGGGGCUUCGGACGGGGGUGCUUGCCUUGGCCUUGCUGGGAAAAGCUGCCCCUGAUGAAUUCCUGCAGGGGCAAGCAGAAGGGAGGGGUGAUGCUGCCAGUUUACCACUGCAGCUCCCCCGUGUGGGCCGAUGUCCCUCGUGACCACUGAGGGCAGCAGUUCUGGGGCUGUCGGAGGGCCCCUGACUCCGGCUAACUAAUUCCACCCAUGGCUGUCAUUGCUCGCUUCCCACGCUUGCUGGCAUUUGCUGUCCAGAGUGUUGCAUGAAGGUACGUAUUCUGCGUUGUGGCCACUGGAGCGCCUGCCCUGCCUUCCGGGCUGAGAGCACACGUGCCCCGGGCAAGGUGAGGCCCCCCAAAGAGCGCCAUCGUGGAAGUGAAGUGCAUAAGGGGGGUCAGUCCUGUGCCACAGCCAGGGAACCUGUUAGCAAGACAUCUGUUUUGUUGGCAGAAAAGCCCUCCAGCAGCGGCAGAUCCAUUGUGUGCGGAGGGGCUGUCCUUUGUGCCACCCUGCCAGGGUGUGCUUGCCACUUGGGGCUCAAAGACCUGGUGGAGUAGAUGGAGAGAGGAGGUGUCUUAUCAGGCAGCGCUUGGCAGCCCCAGGACUUCCUGCCGUUCCCAACGGAAUAGGGGGCAGAAGGGGCAGCCCAGUGGGAGAAACUGGCGCCCCCCUGGCUGCACUCGUCUCUUGUGUUCCUGGACAACCUUCCGUGGUGUGGGCAGGAGUCCCGCCAGCCCCACCCUGUGCCUGCACCCCUCCCCCACCUCUGCAAGUGGCCUCCGGAAACGCCAUCCCAUUAACCCUGACUGGCCCCUUAGGGCUAUUCCAGAUGUAUUAUUAUUAUAAUAAUUAUUAUUAUGUUUUAUUAUUUUCUGAGCUAUGUUGGUUUGCAAUAAAGGCUUUCUUACAGUU
This is a messenger RNA of Sphaerodactylus townsendi, 6482 nucleotides long. RefSeq names its product zinc finger protein 570-like. Lineage: Eukaryota; Metazoa; Chordata; Lepidosauria; Squamata; Sphaerodactylidae. The coding region runs from base 434 to 2251 and encodes 605 amino acids. Gene Ontology annotation, molecular function: DNA-binding transcription factor activity, RNA polymerase II-specific; RNA polymerase II transcription regulatory region sequence-specific DNA binding. Gene Ontology annotation, cellular component: nucleus. The record is from RefSeq and is a predicted model, not a curated record. Gene Ontology annotation, biological process: regulation of transcription by RNA polymerase II. The transcript is spliced from 5 exons.